Messenger RNA from Momordica charantia (bitter melon), 1323 nucleotides. RefSeq names its product large ribosomal subunit protein bL19c. NCBI's taxonomy places the organism in Eukaryota, Viridiplantae, Streptophyta, Magnoliopsida, Cucurbitales, Cucurbitaceae. Gene Ontology annotation, cellular component: ribosome. The record is from RefSeq and is a predicted model, not a curated record. Gene Ontology annotation, molecular function: structural constituent of ribosome. Gene Ontology annotation, biological process: translation.
GGUCCAGCUCAGUUGCAUUGCAAGAGUGCCUGCUUUCUUCACCAAAAACCUCUCAGUCUCCUGAUUUAGGGCUUUAGGCUUCAAGAUUUCAUCUCAACGAGGGGCUCUACUAUUGCUCUCCCCGAGUAGGAUCGUUCGAAAUCUAGCGCGAAAAUGCAAAGUUUUCGCAGAAUUAAUCAGUUGGUACGAAGGCAAAGUCCCGAUGCUCAUUUCAAAUCGAUUAGAGGUUACCCACUUAAUGGGGAUGCUGGCUGUAGCUGCUCGGCGCCAAUGUCGAUGGAAAACGGUUUUACUAUUGCUCGGCCUUUUGGAAAUCCAUAUGGGUCUUUGAAUGGUUCCUUCUUGAGGUCUUUCUCAAAGUUGAGCAAUCAAUAUCCGGAAGCCUUCAUAAAUAUGGGUUCUCAAGUGGAAUUUGUGUCUUCGAGAAAGCAUGUAUCUUCAACUUGUUCAGUAUUCCAGAGGCCUAGGCCACUUUUAUUUCAGUUGGCAGAAGUUGCCCCUCCUUUUUCUAGCAGGGGCAUUGCGACUAGUUCCGUGGAAUCAGUUUCACAAGAAUCUCCUGAAAUUACCCCUGAUAUAACUCCUCGCAUCAAAUUUAAGAGGCUGGAUAAAACCUCAAAACACAUAAUGCAGAUUUUAGAUAAGGAAGCUAUUGAGGAGGUAAAAGCACAGAGAGAAAUUCCAGAUAUUAAGCCAGGCUAUAUUGUGCAGCUCAAAGUGGAAGUACCUGAGAACAAGCGCCGUGUCUCGACAUUGAAAGGCAUUGUAAUAGCCAGACGCAAUGCUGGUCUAAACACAACUUUUAGACUAAGGAGGCUAGUUGCUGGUGUUGGGAUUGAGUCGCUCUUUCCUCUAUACUCACCAAACAUAAAAGAGAUUAAGGUGUUGGACAAGAAGAAAGUGCGGAGGGCCAAGCUUUAUUAUCUUAGGGACAAAAUGAACGCACUUAAGAAGCAAUAACAAGCUUUCUAUCCAGUGGGAUCAGAGGUGUGUACCUAACAUGGUGCGUUGUAAUCAUUCUUAGCAAGAAACCUCAUGAGUUUUCAUGAUUAUCUUAUCCUGUUUCAUGCAUGGAGGACCGACCUGAGAAUUAAUUUGGUGGAGCACUCAGCUUUGGCUGAAAUAAAGAGAAUGAAGUCUAACAUUGAUGGCCAUAUUCUUUCUUUCUUUUCUAUGAUCUCAAGCAAACCAAACCAUGUUAUUUCAAUUAUCAAUUCGACAAGAUUGUGCAUGAUUCUGAUUUCUUGCUUAUGAAAUGGAUAAAGCUCAGUCUGUAAACUGCAUUAUUGGUAUGCAAUCUGGUUGGAUGAGUUAUUGAUAGUA